Molecule: messenger RNA, 852 nt
Organism: Letharia lupina
Lineage: Eukaryota; Fungi; Ascomycota; Lecanoromycetes; Lecanorales; Parmeliaceae
Exons: 2
Coding region: 1-852 (283 amino acids)
Source: RefSeq, a predicted model, not a curated record
AUGGAGUCAACGCCACAGUUUCCACGCCUGAGGAGUCUAAAGCUUCAAACCGUCUUAUUCUCUGAUUACUCCAUGCUAGACGCCCUUUUGGAAGGUGAUCUUCGUGAACUGGAAGUAGACCCAGGACACGAUUCCUUAUACUCAGAGUUCUUCGAACAACGUGGUACUAUGCCUGCGUUGACGACGCUGGUCUGGGAUGGAAAGAUCAAAGCCGACCAAUCUCUCAGCUUCUUGCAAGCGAACACCCAGUUGUCGAAGCUUAGUUUCCAAUGGGAAGCCCCAGGCGUUUUCCUCGAGACUCGGCUGCUUCCUCUGCUCACGAAAUCAUUUCGACACUUGACCUCGCUAUCAUUAAAAUGGGAGGGUGACUCGAUCCCAGGUUCCGCGCUCGAAGCAAUUAGUUCAUUGGAAAUUCUUCAACAGCUCCAUCUCAGCGCUGGUCAUCAACACGGUUGGAGGUACAGUUGGUUCAUAGAUCAUGCGCUAAUGAGGAGCCGAUUAAAGAAAUUGACCUCUCUGAGGCGGAUGGCCUUCACUCGUGACAUCUAUGACAACGAGGUCGAGUGGUCUGCCCCGGAAAGAUAUUACGAAGAUAGAUUCCACAACGAUCUCGAUCUUGACGCAGACGAGGACGAAUGGGAAACCUGGCAUUGUGAAAGCAUGUUGUCCGAAGCGAGGAACUAUGCGAUGGAAAUUCCAGAUUUGGAAUGGGUUUACUUCGGACAGCUCUACAUGCGAGUUUCAAGGAAGGAUGAAUCGCAGGGUGGUGGCGCCCAUGCCUUCGCUCUAUCCAAAGAGAGAGACCAAUGGUGGACGUAUCUACGGGAGAUGUUUGGGUGGAAGGGGAUAUAG